This is a messenger RNA of Drosophila albomicans, 1307 nucleotides long. It is a transcript of the gene CSN6, whose product is annotated as COP9 signalosome complex subunit 6. The coding region runs from base 203 to 1240 and encodes 345 amino acids. NCBI's taxonomy places the organism in Eukaryota, Metazoa, Arthropoda, Insecta, Diptera, Drosophilidae. Gene Ontology annotation, biological process: protein deneddylation. Gene Ontology annotation, molecular function: protein binding; metallopeptidase activity. The transcript has 2 exons. The record is from RefSeq and is a predicted model, not a curated record. Gene Ontology annotation, cellular component: COP9 signalosome.
UUAAUGCAAAUGUGAAAUUAAACAAAUUUUAAUAGUUUUCAAAGUAGUAACUGUAUAUUAUCAGUAAGGUUCGAUAAUCUGUGGCGGUCGGACGAUACUACCCGAGCAAACAAUCCCAAACAAAAAAGGAAAUUGCAAAUCAUUAGCCGAACAAACAAAGUAGCAGCCAAUCCUUAAGGCAAAUAAAUAAUAAAUUAAAAAUAUGGAACAAAUGGACGUUGAUGUGGACCUGUCGGCGAAGCCGAGCACUUCAUCCACGGCAGCAGCUGCAGCGGCAGCGUCCGGCGAUGCGGCUGCAGCCGGCAGCAAACAACAACAGCAGCAGGCGAAGGGCAACAUUAUGGCUGCAGCUGGAACAAUUGCAUCGGUGACCAUUUCACUGCACCCACUGGUUAUCAUGAACAUUUCGGAGCACUGGACACGCUUUCGGGCGCAACACGGCGAGCCGCGACAAGUGUAUGGCGCACUGAUUGGCAAACAAAAGGGACGUAACAUUGAGGUGAUGAACUCGUUUGAGUUGAAAACCGAUGAAAUCGCAGAUGAAACCAUUAUUAACAGAGACUACUACAACAAGAAGGAACAGCAAUACAAGCAGGUGUUCAGUGAUCUGGACUUUAUUGGCUGGUAUACAACUGGUGACAGUCCAACUGCCAGCGAUAUAAAGAUUCAGAAACAAAUCGCCGAGAUUAAUGAGUGUCCCAUCAUGCUCCAGCUGCAUCCGUUGGCACGCAGUGUCGACCAGUUGCCGGUGAAAUUGUUCGAAUCGCUCAUCGAUCUGGUGGAUGGCGAGGCGACCAUGCUGUUUGUGCCCCUCACCUACACAUUGGCCACCGAGGAGGCGGAACGCAUUGGUGUCGACCAUGUGGCCCGUAUGACAACCAAUGAAUCUGGCGAGAAGAGUGUGGUUGCCGAGCAUUUGGUUGCCCAGGAUAGCGCCAUUAAAAUGCUCAAUGAGCGCAUUAAGAUCGUUUUGAAAUACAUCAAAGAUGUCGAGGCGGGCAAACUGCAGGCGAAUCAGGAAAUAUUGCGUGAGGCCUAUGCGUUGUGUCAUCGACUGCCCAUCAUGCAGGUGCCAGCGUUCCAGGAGGAGCUCUACACGCAGUGCAACGAUGUUGGCUUGAUCAGUUAUCUGGGCACGUUGACCAAGGGCUGCAAUGAUAUGCAUCAGUUUGUAAACAAAUUCAAUAUGCUGUACGAUCGGCAGGGAUCCUCGCGACGCAUGCGUGGGCUGUAUCCUUAAAAAAGAAAUUAACUAAUUAUACACGAAAAGCAAAAUAUAUAUAUAUUCAAUUUCCAAUUCAAUUUAA